Molecule: messenger RNA, 3422 nt
Organism: Pocillopora damicornis (cauliflower coral)
Lineage: Eukaryota; Metazoa; Cnidaria; Anthozoa; Scleractinia; Pocilloporidae
Product: fibroblast growth factor 2
Molecular function (GO): growth factor activity
Source: RefSeq, a predicted model, not a curated record
AUAUUUACAAUACGUUAUAAAGAAUAAAAUGGUUUCAGCACAUUAGCUAUAUUAAACCAACUACUGUAACAAUGCAUUACUUACACUGCAUAUAAUAAAUUACUAACACCACAUCAUAUUCAAUGCAGUUCUGCUUACAGUGCUCUCUUUAUUGCUACUUAUAAAAACAUAUCUGUAUUAGCAUUCGCCCACACACUUAAUAACAUACGGCUGAUCUCAAUUUGUUCUUACUCUCAAAAUAUAUACAUUUAAAUUAGGGUCAGUAUCCAUUUCUCCUGGAGAGAGUCUUUCUUCUUAAUAGUUCUGAAAUCUCUGAAUUCUCCGAAUGACCUACUCUGAGAAUUAUGGCUUAUUUAUGUGAUUUAAAGGAUCACUAGACAAUCAUUUUUAAUGAAUAAAUUUUCCGAAUAUUCCUAAAAGAGUUACUUUCUGGUUAGGAUUCAUUGAUCUGACUCUGGCCAGCCGAAGUUAACAGCAGCGUAUUCUGUUAAUUUCUAUUUUAUAGCCGGCAUGGAAAGGAAAACAACCGAAAGAAUAUCAGUAAUCUUCGAAUUCCACAUCUGUAUUUCAUUUACUGAUUUGAAACAUUGAUUUCAGUUGUUUCUUUUUCUUGGUAAAUUGAGGAUUUAAAUAACGAUGAAUUUUUUAACAGAUUGUCAGGGAGUCUCACUCACUAUUUCAGGAAACGCGAGCUGUAUAUUGCUUUCAUUAUGUAGACAUGCGAGUAUGGGGUCCACGCAUUUAUUCAAGGAAUUGAUAAUGAAUCUCACUGCGAGAAUGUACCCUCCCCCACGAAGGCUUUUUGACAGGAAAGAUUUUCGUAAAGGAGACACUUACAUGUGUGAACAGUGGUCAUUUUUGAAAUAUUUACACGUCAUAACUGCCGGACUUCGCUCUCCAUGGCGUCGGCUGAAUUAGAUACUUCUCAUUUGUUUCAAAACCUCCGGCAUGAAGGGAACUUUCUCUCCACAAAAGGAAAUUGCCUGUUUUUUCUUUGUGGUUUCCUGUUUGUCUUCGAGCACAGUGCAAGGAACUCCUGUAAACCCAAAAUUCAGAUCGUCGGAGGAUGGACUUUCAAGACAACCAAGAAGCUCGAAUGCCAUGAAUAAACUUUUCGUUGAUCCUACAGCUACACUCAGGGGCAGGUUAUAUUCAAGGACUGGUUAUUUCCUAGAAAUUUUAAAAAAUGGAACUGUGCAGGCCACAAUGAACAAUUCGUCAGAAUACACUAAACUUGAAAUGCAAAGCUAUAAUAAAACUUUGAAGAGGUUUAAGGGAAUUUUGAGCCAAAAUUUCUUAGCAUGUGAAUUAAGAGGCAGAAAAAGAGGACGAUUUAUAGGAAGAGGGAACCUGAGCAUUGAUUCUUUGUUUGUGGAGCACAUGGAAGAAAACCACUACCUAACAUACAGGCCAUUCAAUAUUAUAAAUAUUUAUAACAACACGGGCUACCUCGCCAUCAAAAGUAAUGGUAAGUUUAGGAGAGUGGAACGUGCAGAGCCCGGCAUGUAUGCUUCGCAAUUUACUUUUCUACCGUUUAAUGCGUAAGUGGCCUACACGUGUUUAAAGAGAAUAUCAAUAUGUAUGAGAGAGAGAUGGGGAGGACUCUCAUUUGAAAGAGUAAAGGAAGAGGUAUUGGCUCUCUUGAAGGAGACCGAAAAAAGGCUUUGCUCGACGGCCUCUAAAAUUACCUCUAAAAGAUACAAGUCUCAUUUGAAAACAGCAUACUAGUUAAUUUUAAUUUAAAAAUGGUGGUUGAAUUAUCUUCGUAAUUAACUUAGAUCAGCAAACAGAAAGAUGGCUGUUUACAUUUUCUAUCGAGCAACCCUAAAAAGGAGAUCUGGAAGCUAUGUAUUCAUGAGCACAGCAAGUGAGAAAAAAUAUGUGAAUGUGUCUCAAAGAGAGAAGACGAGUGUUCCCUUUCCUUUCAAUUUGGAGUCUUCCCUGCAUGUGAUAACGAGGAGUAAGACUACAACACGAUAGAUUAUGGUUAAAAUGUUGAUACAGGUUGCAUAGCAGCUUGAUGCCCAGCUGAAAUAUUAGUAACUUAUUCUCAGAAAUUGUGAUAUAGCUUUAAUUUAUAAACAUGUGUUAUUUUAGUCUUGCUGACAAUGCUAGUGCUUUUCCGUACCCACCGUCAAAGCUGAACUACUUCCCGAAAGUCUGUCACAACCAAGAAAUAGUGUGAGCCCUUAAUAGUCGCAUAAAACCCGAGUACAUUUGGUUCUUUAUUGUGGUUCUCAACCACACUAUAAAAGACUAGCGUGAAAAUUGUCAGUGAAGAACGAGAAUAGCGACAUGUCCGUGCUACUCGUUGGGAUUAAACUUCUAUUUUUUUUUUGUUACGAACCUUUGAUACCGAGGAGAAAAAAAAAGAACAUUCGUAAAGUUUAGCGAUGUGUAUGUUUUCCUUUUUAUUUCUUGUAAAAGUUGCUCUCGCCGACACUGUUACCGUUGGUUGGUCUCAUCAGCUAACAUCAUGAUGAUGUUAGCAUUCAGCAAGUUAGUGUUAGGAAUCGAUUUCUACACAUCUGAGUCCUUUGGGGCCCGGGAACGCGCGGACUAGUUUCCUCAACAAAAGCUUGUUAUCGAGCCUAAGUAGCGUUUCAUAUAUUUUUUUAUAUGUUGUUUAAAAAAAGAUGCUGUAAAUUGACCUGAAACUACCAUUUCAUAGCCGAUAUAAUUGUCAUGAUCGAUUGUAGUUGGUGAUGUUCAGGACACUUUAGACGGUCCUCGUCGGUCUUGUUAAUUUAGAGAAACAAAUUGGGAAUGAUAAAAGAAAUCAAACGUUUUAGGUGUUGAUACAAGUGGCUAUGUUUCAGUAGGAAGUUUUCAGUACAAAAACCCUCUGAGAUGGUAACUUCCUGUUGAAAAUAAGUGGUUUUAGUUAUGGAUAAUUUUAUAAAUAUUGUUAAAUACAGUUAGAAUUUGCGUCUCUUUCACCAAUAAAAUAGUAUAAGUGAUAGUCUUUAGUCAAUUUAUGAGGUAAAUUUUAUUUAACAGCAAAUGGAAAUUUGCACAUAAGUCUGAUUACAAAUAGACCAAGAGAGGAAUAUGCAAAGAUUGUAGAUGAUUUAGUUAGCCGUUGAUUUUUUAAGUAAUUUGGCACAAAGUGCAAAUAUUUAUUUAUUUCAUGUAGCUGUUGGCUAUUUAAGUGAUUAUUAAGACGAAAGCGACGUAUAUGCAGUUAAUCAUGAAUGUAAAUUCCGAGCCUUUUAAAAAAGAAGAAUAAGAUCACCUCAGAAAGGAACCUUUACAACUUCAAGCUAGCUUCUAGCUGUUUACAGUCAGAGCGAUUCUGAGGUUAUUCUAGGUGUGCCUUCUAAACUUCUUGCUGAGAAUAGCAACUGUUGAUUAUUUCAGAAUAAAGGGAAAAACUAAGAACUGCACGUCUCUAACAGAAAUAAAGCAUUCUAAACAAUCCA